This is a messenger RNA of Fomitiporia mediterranea MF3/22, 3019 nucleotides long. RefSeq lists its product as uncharacterized. Bases 1 to 2364 code for a protein of 787 amino acids. The record is from RefSeq and is a predicted model, not a curated record. Lineage: Eukaryota; Fungi; Basidiomycota; Agaricomycetes; Hymenochaetales; Hymenochaetaceae. The transcript is spliced from 4 exons.
AUGGGCUUUCUUAAGCGCUUCUUUUCUCUCCGUCAUAAGCAAAAGAGUGCUCGUUCCGACUGUCGUCAAGAUUCGGCCGCAACACCUGAAACCAAGCAGCAAAGGAACGAGACGCUUGACAUCAGCAGUGGCUCUCGCCACUUGGACGUUCAUGCCGCUUUUCGCUCGGCGGACAAGCCUAGGAAGAAGAGCGAGGAUCAAGAUGCCGAUGCCGCUGUGUCACGUUUAUUGCGCUCGUCGUCUGCUCGCUAUAAUGUAGUGAAGCAAACUGACGUCGCCGAUCUGCCCCCACUUCCCCACCCCAUCAACACCGUAUCAUCACGCUCGACGUCCGCUCUUACCAUUACGCCGUCCAAUACGGUCAGCCUGAAAGCCAGGGGCUCGUAUCGUGUCACGGUACAUAAACGACAACAACUAUCCACGACAGUCUUUCCGAAUGCCUACCCACCACUUACGCCACGUCGCCCAGGCAUUGCGCAUACCAGCACACCUAAUCUUCUUGCAACAUGCUCCGUCUCUGACAAUCCCACCGCAGUCGCUGCAUCAACCUCAACCUCCGCCCUUGUCGACCCACGAAAAAUUUCGUUCACACCACGCGAUGCCAAUAGGCUGAGUUGCCUGCGACAGGAUCCUUCUGUAGUCAGUUUAGUAAACAUGUAUGAUGACCAUGGUCAGCUAGCGGAGAACGCUUUUGCUAAUACACCAGCGGUGCCUCGGAGGAAGAUUAAAUUGAGGAAAAGCCGCAGGAAAAGCACGUUCACUGAGCUGCUCGGAUGCGAAGGAUCCGCUGAAGCGGAUCUCUUGUGGGCAGAGUCGUGUAUCGCCCAACUAGGUGCUAUAGCUAGUAACAACAGCGCGAGUAAUGCCAGUUCGACUAGUCUUUCAUCGGCUUCAUUACCAGCUCUCGACUCACCCGCGACGUCAACGUUCCAUGACGCCGAGCUCGAUAGUGCUCUUCGUACUCCUCAGCGACCGGCCGCGAGAGAUCCGAGUGGAUCUGACACUGCAGACAGAGGGAAAGGAGACGGAUUCUCAUCUCUAGUUGUUGAGCUCAGUACUGCAACCAGCCCAGGGUCCACAGCUACUGGUGAUCAGUCUGCUCUGUAUCUUGGCCCUCACAAGCAUCUGCAGCAAGAUAAGGGGAAAGGAAAAGAGACAUUACAAUGGCCAUCGUCGGAUGAAAAUAAGGGAGAGAAACGACAGAGGACCUUGACGAAUGGAAGUGACUCGUUGGACAGCCAAGGAGAACGUACGUUGGGAAGUAGAGUCGGCCGACGGCCGUCGCACCGUGCGUCGCAAGUAUUCAAGUUCAUUGACGAGAGGCGUGAGCGAUGCAAGUCACAGGAGCUUUUACAAGGUUCUGAUCUGACAGCAUCGGGUUUGGUUGACGAGUUUGCUCGCUCAGAUGCUGGUAAACUGUCGUCUGCUGCUACUUCUUUAGCUAGCAAGACGAAUAGUAUAUCGCGAGCGAGAUCAUCUGCACUCGUGAACCUGACUGGCAGCGUGAAGAGCAAUUUCGGAGCUCGCUUAUCGUAUCAACCAAAGACAGCACGCACUUCAUUGGAUGCUGAGCCGGCGCCUGCACCACCCUCGGCUAUAACACACCGUCCACUUUGUCCUAUUCCACGCCAGCAUUCACGCAGUACGAGUAACUGCAGUCAAACAAGGGGCGUAGAGCCACUUCUACCAGUGACUUCUACCUCCGUUGCUUCUAAAGCGUCGCAUGCGUCUGGCUUGUCGGGACUAAAGUCUGCGAAGGGGAGUACAAUGGCAUUAGGUCAUUCAUACGAUGGGCGCGAGAGACAGAAAGGAGGGCGGAAAGCAGAGACAAUGCGUGUACGAGAUGUACGGGUAGAUGUGGAUGUGCUCCCACAGACGUCAACACCGCAUCCUUCUAGGAUUGCAAGAGCUAAAAAGGCCUUGAAAGUUAGUUUCGAACCUCGUGGCCGUAGUAAUGGAAGAGCCACGCUCGGUGAAAUGACUGGUCGAUCCAAUCGCGACUCCUUUGAGAUGCAACACGAUGCGUUCGUGGCUAGUUUGGAAAUUCAAUCUCAACAACUAUCAGUGCCUAGACGUGAGAAGGAGAACACUAUUCGCAGUGGGACUACUUCGAGGCGAAGAGGUCCGCCGUUGGACCUCGGUUUAGCGCGCGCUGCAUCGACAACGCUCUCCCGAGCUUUUACUUCGAAGUAUGCACGUGCACAACGCGAUGACCCACGAACCCCUACCCGUAGCCAGUCCCUUCGCGCAGCUGAUUAUCUGUCAGCUGGAUCUUCCUCUGAGCUGUCACCUGCUACGACACAGCUGAUGGCGGAUUUGCGAGCGCGAAGGACGAUUGCACGAACGCGUGCGGACGUCGCAUAGAGGACCUCUUUCUCACUUCUCUAGACGCUUCUCUAGACUCUUCUCUUGUAUGCUAGUCGGAAGGGCACUUUUCACCCCAUUUCCUUUGUCUGUUGUUCCCGAGGAUCCCGGAAAGAUCUAGAGGACAACAGCUUCAUGGACAUACGAGCGCGCUUUGCAUGACUUGAAGACCGUACUGUUUAUGUACAUACAUUAGUGUACUGCUUGUGUUUCCGUCAAUGCUUUGUGCUCUCCGACUUGCUCUCCUACUGGUUUCGUCUAUCUUCUGUCUCUGUUCCCAAAUUCCUCUUUCUUUGCUUUCGCUGAGCUUUCGAGCUUCACCGAGCCAAGGUUUUUGUUCAUAUACAGUUCGUUUUCUCUGCAUCGUUCCUCCCUUCUCAACAAUUUGCUUAUUUAUUGCCUUCUCAUACAGCGCAUUAAAAUGAUCCUUUCUUCACAGAUCCUAGUUCCCCUUCUCAUUCCGUUCAUUUUGUAUUCCCGGUCUGGUUUCACUCGGUAAUUUCCUUGACAGCAGCUCUAGUCCCUUGUUCACUUCAACACACCCUUUCCUUUGUCUGCAUCCCACGAUUGCAUGUGCAUUGGUCUUCACUCCUCGUCGGCUCUUAUAUGUGUUGACGUCAACCAGAAGUACCGUACUCCCAACUUUACACCUUCC